Kockovaella imperatae is the source of this 327-nucleotide messenger RNA. RefSeq lists its product as hypothetical. Bases 1 to 327 code for a protein of 108 amino acids. The transcript is spliced from 3 exons. The record is from RefSeq and is a predicted model, not a curated record. NCBI's taxonomy places the organism in Eukaryota, Fungi, Basidiomycota, Tremellomycetes, Tremellales, Cuniculitremaceae.
AUGGCCUCGGCUGAUGGACGUCCGUUCGCAAGACGUCCAUUCCGAGCAAGGGAUGCUCGAUGGAAUUAUCCGCCGACUUAUCCAGACGAGCCCGUUUCUCAGGCAAGUGGGCCUACUCCCCAUGCAUCAGAUUACAAUACAGCAUUCACUGGCUCCCAUUUGACAAGUGGAUCAAUGGCCGACACUAAGGCACUUAAAUCCGGAGACAGCGACACGGAAGUUGCCAGUGCUCCGAUGCUCCGACUGACGCAUCGUGCAAAUCUAGCUGGUCGUCCAGCGGCCGCGAAAGUGCGAAGGGCAUCUCCAGUUUCAGGAAGGACGGGAUGA